Messenger RNA from Cyprinodon tularosa, 735 nucleotides. RefSeq names its product immunoglobulin lambda-1 light chain-like. The record is from RefSeq and is a predicted model, not a curated record. The transcript is spliced from 4 exons. Lineage: Eukaryota; Metazoa; Chordata; Actinopteri; Cyprinodontiformes; Cyprinodontidae. Bases 1 to 735 code for a protein of 244 amino acids.
AUGCUGGGGAUCCUCUGCAGUCUCAUCACUGCUCUAACAUAUGUUGAUGCAGCGAUAACACUGACCCAGAUACCUCCUGUUGAGACCGUUUCAACAGGACAACAAGUUGUUUUAAAAUGCAACAUUCAGAGAUAUGAUGGAAACUAUGUCAACUGGUACAAACAAGUUCCUGGUGGAGUUCCUCAAUAUGUUCUGAGUUUUCACCACUACGAUAGUUCACUCUACUUUGGAACAGGAUUCUCUUCAGACCGAUUCAACUCUAAAUCCACCUCAAGCAUAGAUUAUCAGUUUAUUAUUAAGCAGGCAGAGGCAGGAGACUCUGCUCUUUAUUUCUGUCAGACAUGGGAUGACUCUGCAGAUGAAGCUGUUGUGGUAUUCGGCCAAGGAACCAAGCUGAUUGUAACAGACUCCAGUCUCCCUCCUCCUGUCCUGACUGUCUUCCCUCCAUCCAGUGCUGAGCUGCAGUCCAACAAAGCCACUCUGCUCUGUCUGUCCAGUCAGUCUGCGCCUUUUGCAGAUGUGAGCUGGUUGGUUGGUGGGAGUCCAGUGACCAGUGGGAUCUCUACCAGCACUGCUGUUCAGAGACCAGACCAGACUUUCCACAUCAGCAGUUCUCUGUCCAUCCAGACAUCAGACUGGAACAUGAUUAAUGUUUAUACCUGUAAAGUGUCUUUGGGCUCCCAGACUGCAGAGAAAACCAUCAACAAGUCAGGAUGUCCUGCUAAAGAACAGUAG